Molecule: messenger RNA, 16524 nt
Organism: Pipra filicauda (Wire-tailed manakin)
Lineage: Eukaryota; Metazoa; Chordata; Aves; Passeriformes; Pipridae
Gene: HDGFL3
Product: HDGF like 3
Exons: 6
Coding region: 366-977 (203 amino acids)
Biological process (GO): regulation of transcription by RNA polymerase II
Cellular component (GO): nucleus
Molecular function (GO): transcription coregulator activity; double-stranded DNA binding
Source: RefSeq, a predicted model, not a curated record
GCGGGGCGAGGGCUCCCCGGCCGCCCCCGCCCGGCCAGCCCCGCUCCCUGGUACCGGGGGCUGCUGGGGUUGUGUCCAAGGCCUCCCCCUCCCCCGCGUACACACUCACACACACAGACACACGCACACACACACUCACACACACACACACACACACACACCCCAUCUCCUCCUGCCGCCGCCGCCGCCGCCGCCGCCGGAGAGAUCGGGGAUCGCCCGCGGCCCGGCCCCGCUCCCGGCUGCGCCCCGUGCCCGGGCGCAUCGCACCCCGCGGGGGCUCGCCCGGCUGCCCCCGGGGCGGCGUGCGCGGGGCGGGGGGUGCGGGAGGGCGGGGGGACACACGGCGGCUCCCACGGCGGCUCCCGAUGGCUCGUCCGCGGCCCCGAGAAUACAAGGCUGGAGACCUGGUGUUCGCCAAAAUGAAGGGGUACCCGCACUGGCCGGCCCGGAUUGAUGAACUCCCUGAAGGAGCUGUGAAACCUCCAGCAAAUAAAUACCCCAUCUUCUUUUUUGGGACUCAUGAAACUGCGUUCCUGGGCCCCAAAGACCUUUUCCCAUACAAAGAAUAUAAAGAUAAGUUUGGGAAGUCGAACAAGCGAAAAGGAUUUAAUGAAGGCCUGUGGGAAAUAGAAAACAACCCUGGAGUAAAGUUUACUGGAUAUCAGGCAAUUCAGCAACAGAGCUCAUCAGAAACUGAAGGAGAAGGUGGAAAUACAGCAGAUGCCAGCAGUGAGGAGGAAGGUGAUCGGGUAGAAGAGGAUGGAAAAGGAAAAAGAAAGAAUGAAAAAGCCGGCUCAAAACGGAAAAAAUCCUACACUUCAAAGAAAUCCUCCAAGCAGUCACGGAAAUCUCCUGGAGAUGAAGAUGAUAAGGACUGCAAAGAGGAAGAAAAUAAGAGCAGCUCUGAUGCUGGGGACGCAGGCAAUGACACAAGAAACACUUCUUCAGAUUUGCAGAAAACCAGUGAAGGGACUUAACCAACAUAAUGACUGCUGAAUAUUAAGGGAAAACACAAGAAGGUUACAUGUUUGGUUGUCUAAUAUUCUUGGAUUUGAUAUGAGUCACCACAUCUGUUCAUUAGUACCAUCAACAGCAUCCCAGUUUGUAUGCACAUUAUUCACAUUCCUAUCUGUUGUGUUUGCAGAAAUGACAUUUUUACCCUUUUUUCUAAGGGUUACUUUUUGAUUUUCAUAUUAUUUGGUUGCAUGAAGUUGCCCUUUACCAGUGGCUGAGGUUUAUGAAGAUAUCGCAUACUUGAACACAUUUUACAUUCCUUUUCUAGACAGAAAAGGCGUAAUUCCAAAUUAUGUCAUUCUAAAUCAGUGUUUUUUAAACACGACUAAAUCUUAGAAAUUAGUCCCCUCCAUACGAUGCUACAAUAUCUUCCACGUACAAACAUAAUUUUAAAUUCCCCUAUAUCCAUUCUUUCUUGAGUUCUGAUCAGUUUACAACAUAAAAGAAAAAUUCUUCAGUUGAGGUCACCGCCAAGUUCAAUAAUGUAAUAAAAUACCUUUCCUUAUUAGAAGUACCUAGCUAGUUAUACUCUUAAUACUUCUCCAAACCAUGAUGUAAUGUACACUAUCUGACUUAGUUCCUAUAUGUGGAGUUAGUGAAAGUCUUUUUGUGUUUCUUUAGAUUAAUACAAGGAUUUUUUCCAAUGCCAACACAAUUUGAAAUCAUUCAUUUUGAUGCUUUCCAUUUUUAAGCUUACUGUGAUAUAGAACCCUAUGGGAAACCAAAACAAAACAUCAAUUUUAAAUAACGAAAGGCUUAAAAAAGGAUGCUGUCAUUCUGGCUUUUUUUUUCCUUUUGGAAAUAGAACUAGACUAGUAAGUAAGCAUUCCAAAUCCAUUACUCUGUGUACAUUAUUGUUGCUAUUGUGAUAAUAGAGAUUUUUAUUUAUUUUUAUGCCAGCUUUUAUUGUGAAAACAUAUUUAGUCUGGUUUUAUCAAUCCUUGUUAUGCUUGUCCUUGGAACAUCUUUUGCGUAUUCAAGGUUUGUAGUUGAUGAGUUUACUGUAAAAAACUAAAAAAAAAAAAAAAAAAAAACCACAGGGGAAAAAAAAACAACAAAAAAAAACACAAAACAAAAAGGAAACAAAAAAAUGUAUUGUUUUUACAGAAUAAAUUUAUUGGAAUGUGUAUUGGGAGUAAGGUUUGAGGUUGUAAGCAACUAAGUUAGCGUCAUAUUUGGCUUCAUACGUGUAAUAAUGUGAGGUAUUAAUGUAAGUCAAGUAUUAAAGCAAAACAUUCUGUUAACAUGAGUUGACCAUAAUAGAUACAAGUGCAGGUGAGAUCCUUUAUUUUUUCUGUACUUUGCCUUUUCUGGAUAACGGGAGGUCAUUAAAUUCACCUUGAAUGUAUUCAAAGUUUCUUUAAAAUCAUCAGAAGUAACAUCGGAGGUUCAAAUACCUGUUCGUGAGGCAGCAUGUCCUGUGACAGCCUGACAGCUCUGGGUUUGUUUCCCUGGGAGGAUGGACUGGGAUGGAGCCAUCCCAAAGUCUAGUGCACAUGGAAGGAGCCCGCAGCAGGGAUGCUGGGUGCCUACAAGCCUUGCCUGAGAUGUGCUGUGGUUGUUUUGGACCUGUCCCUUUGGCUGGAGGUGUAAAACCUGUAAAGCCUCUCCUCUGAGCACUGCUGGGAACUGCAUCACAGCCUUCAGCAGGAGACUGUCACAGCCUGGAUUUCUCAGUGCUCUGAAGGUCCCCUCUUGCAGGGGGCAGCACACAGGCACAUGAGCUGAUGCUUUCUUGUUACUGUUAGGUUUAGAAAGAAAACUAAAAUUCUUUCAGUCAAAAAACCCAGAAGUCAACAUCCUAAAAUAAAGUGUUUCCAGUUAAAAUGGUCAGCUAAUUUCAUCUGUGAGAAAGGCACUAGGUGUACUGCUUUUAAUAUAAACACACAUAGGAGGCAUAGAAAUAGCUGGUAAUUGCAAACAGAAACAUAAGCUGCCCAAGCCAAGGUCACUGUGUUUGCUGCUGCUUGUUUAUGACCCAGCAGCAGUAGCAAAAGUAGCUGCAGAGAACACAGCCAAAACCCCUCCUCUCUGAAAAUGCACAUACUGUGUGAGCCCAGGGGUUCACGGGCCUGAGCCCUCCAUGCCCAGCCCACAGGUGCUGGUGAGCAGUCCUUGCAGAGGUGAAUCCUUAAGAGAAUUAACAAAACCAUAUGAUUUGCUUAUCAUAUAUGGAGUCCUACCAUAACAGUUGAUUGCUUCUUAAAAGAUUUCUUGGGAUUUUUAACAAGGCUGACCCACAAGACAUACUUUUUGACAAAUAAAACGUGUGCAUGUGACAGAGUUAUGUAUGUUAAUUUUUCACGCUUCACAAUGCUGACCUUCAUGUUCCGCAGUAGCUGUGCAGGGACUGCUGGCACUGCUGUUCUUCUGCGUGCGGAGGCUAAACACUGACAUCAUUAUUAUUAUUUAACUUCAUGCAGUAUUUCUAAAACUGUCAAAGCAGCUUACUUAAAAAUAGCUGUGGGAACUGGCAAUCCACUGCCACGCAAAGUCACAAUGUUGAGAAAUGGUGCUAAAGGCAGUCGUCUUUAUUUUCCCUUUUUGAGUAGGAUAAACAAAACAGACCGUGCAACUUUACACAGUUGUGCAAUUUUACACAUCUUACACACUUUGUUUGGGUUCCAUCUGAGCAGUUCAGUUACAUCCCAACCCAAUUAUAUACAUAGCCAAGGAGAGGAGCUGAAAACAGUCGUGCUAUUCUGUUUUAUCUUCUUGUUUUGGUUUCAUAAAAAACUCUGGCUUGUUGACACACCUGUAAGCGAACAGCUGAGGAAGAAUCCCAUACAUUACGUUCAAUAUCAGGAAAAACUCUUUUGCUUCUUCAGGGACUCUGUAGAUGUAAGGAGUUCGAGCAUGAAGAGAAGCACCAAUAUGGGAAAAUUGAGCCUGUGGUGUGUAUAUAACGUUUAUAUUAAAAAAGGUGAAGUUGAUGUAUAUUUUGGAAAGAUGGCAUAAUCUGCAUGCAAGACUGCAUCUCCAGUGACAUUUUCCAAGCCAGCCCUUUUAUUCCAGAAUUAUCCAUCAUCCUUUUGCACACUGGUAUAAAAAUGCAGUUUAAACUAAAAUCAUUAAUAUCUUGGUAUAAGAGGCAUGACUGGAACCAUGAAUGGCAUGGUUGGAGGUUUGUUUUAUGCACAUGGUGGCACUGAUACAUCAGGUAUAGGAUUGCACCCUUGGCUUCUGCAUCAUACUUUGUGCAAGAGAUUCCACGAUCCUUCCCCAGGCAAAUGGCCACGGAAGUGGCAUCCCCACAGAGCCCUGUGCUCCUGCUCAGCCCAGUCAGGGAGUAGGACUGGCACCCACCUGCCUGGGAAUGUUGCAUUAGGCUUCAGUAGGAGCAGACAGUCUGAAUAAAGUUAGAGAGUAAAAUCUUGGAAGCUGUGUUAGUUCCGGUUUGAAUUUAGGUUUUGUUUUUUAAUCUUAAACCCAGAGUGUUCCAGAUUCUGAUCCCAGAACUCCUGAUGAUUUCAGAAAAUGUCUGCAAUAUUCGGCUUUUGGGCUGGGGUGGUUCUGAACUAUGGGUUGAGCGUGCAGUGAAGGUUAUAGGCACAGACAAGCUUGCUGGCCUGAAGCAUAUUUUUAGCAUAAACAAACAUUUAAAGAUAGAAGUGUCAGGAUAGUCGCUGUCUUUUGUUUCCAUCUGUUACCUGCUAUUUCAAGCUGCAGCUCAUUCACAUUAACUAUUAUGUGUCGAGGUUUUUUAUUAUUAUUUAGUUAGCAGUGGAGGAGAUAUGAGAAGAUAAACAUGAGCAAAACACUGAGACACCAGAAUUUUAGGAACACAGAGGAGUACACUAAGGCCAAAUCACUUCCUCUGUUCUGGCUUCAGCAGGAGUCAUUUUAAACUCACAAAGAACACAGUUCUGGUCACAGCAAAGUAGAAGGGAAAAUACAGUGCAGGUGUUUCAAUACACCAUCCCAGCAAAAGGUUAGGCUGAGACCAUCCAUCAAAACAGAACAGGAAAUUGGUUUUCAGGUGAUUCCAACCACCUCCACUGAAUGGGGAGAGCUUAUCAAGCAAACCUGAGCCAGGAAACGAAAUAAUCAACAAAAUCAAGUACAAACACACUUCAGCAGAGUGCCACUUAGCAUCUUUCUGUAAAUAGCUAUUACACAGCAAACAGAUGUUCAGGGGCACACUGUCAGCAGCCUGUUUACAUCGGCCUUGUAAUUCAGUCUGUCUCUUGCAGCCCGUUUGUUCUCACCUCUCAGGCAGGACUUGCCUUUGGCUCCUGGGUGGGCUCAGAUCCCUGCUACUUCUCCUGGCCCAGGCAGCCAGAGCACUAAUUCUCAGCACCAAAGCCCACUUGUUACAUGAAGCAGCAGAUUCCCAGGCAGAGAACCAGCCACCAUCAGGCUGCAGAGGAAGUUUGGUCUGUCUGGUGUUUACCUAGACACUGACAACCUCCUGAAAGCAUUUUAGAGCCUCUUCUGGGGUGAACAAGACGCUAAGCUACCUACUUGCUGUGGAGGACUGUGAGGUCCGCCUGUCUCUGAGAGUGGCCAGCCAUGCAUCGCAGUAAGUUGACAGUAAAUUCCUAAUAAUUCUUAGUAAACCUUGUCAGAAAGAACUGUAAGGGGAUGCUUCUGAGAGACCCAGAACACUCAGAGACUCCAAGAUGCCUUUGAGUAUCUAAGCCUUAUUGUGUGGUCUUGUCUCUUGCAAGAGUUGUGGCACAUUAGUGAGCUUUGAGCAUUGUAAAACCAAAAAGCAGUAACGUGUCCUGUCUGUAGCCCAUGAAGAUUUUUACUAGCUGAUGAUGCACCAUAUAUAAUGAAGUUAUUGUUUAUUAGACUUGUUUUUCAAUGUAACACAUUGCUUCUUCCUUUCAUUACCAGGGAGGAUAUUUAGAUCUGUUAAAGUCACUUUUUUUUCUUAAUUUAUUUGAUUUGCCUCUGUAGAAAUUGUGUUAUGUCUUUAAUCUUGUGUGUUUCAUUUCCAUGACUGUUCUGUGUCUUAAAAUCAGAUCUCUCACUCACCAAUAGCCCAGUCCUGCUCUUCCUUCAAGUACCAGGCAGACUUACACCAAGUCAAUAAUUUUGAACAGUAAGACAAGAGCUGUAAGACAGAGCUCUGUGUGCAACAGGCUGGUGCUGUGCUAAGUGAGAGAAACCACAUGUCUGUUGUGUUACCUCGCUGUGAUCGGGGCCUCUCGGCGAACAAGCCAUUCCUUGGUGCUUUCUGUUAUUGAACCCUCUCCAAGCUGGGAAUUUUGAGGCUCAAACCAAUCCCUAAACCUUGGCUGAGAAAUCAACCAAAUGAGAUGCUGCAGGUAACUUUCUAAGGCAGCCUUACAUGUCUAACAGCCAGCCUUUGUUACCCUUGGAGCCUCGGCCAAUCUGCUGAUCCCGGUUGGAAGCUGCUGGGUGCUGGAUAUGGCACUGCUCAGCUUGACAACUGCAAUUCGUGUAUGCCUCCUACUCAUUAAGCUUCCUGUCCAUAGGAAGUAGUUUGGAUUUGGAUUAUUUUACAAUAUUUUUUGCUUUGUUGCCUAAUCAUAGGCAAUAGUUCAACUAUUUCUUACCCUGCAGCCAAGAAAGCCCUCCAGCUGGGGACAGAGAAGGGCCUGGAAAAAGGUUAGGAGUCCUUCUUUACUCUGUGCCUUCUCUUUAAGACUGACUAAAAUCAGGCAAAGACUGUAGCUUUCAAGGGUUUGGACCAGUUCUCCUGAGCCUAAGGAAAGCCAUCCAAUAGAGUGGUGAGAGAGUAACCUAGAGAAAUAUAUUCCUUGGGUUUAGGGUCCCAAAGGUAGAUAAGUAGGCACUGCAGAAACUAGCCACCAAAAACUGCAGAAUUAAACCACUAUGAGAGGGAGUAGAGGAAAACUUUCUAUGUUUCAGAAAACAGAGAAAUUGGCUACAGAGAGCUGGUGAGACAGAAUGCUUUUGGAUAGCAAGGCUGUGGCUGUUCAUCCCUUCUCCCAUGGCUCACUUAUAUACAGAAAUACCAAUUUCAUCAAAGUCAUAGACUGUUCCAACCUUUUUCUAUAAUCAGAGCUCAUGGUACUUUACUUACGUGAAAUUUAAAGAGCUCCUCCUGGAGCUUCAGAAAGUCUAAUAAUUACUGGGUCAUAACUGGUUUUGGAGUCUAAAUGUUAGUAACAGUUACAUGUAAUUCUGAAAAACAGUAAAUAUGUCUCUGUGUGUGAAAGGCUAGUAGGCACUUUUAGAGGUUCUUAGUUUAGAUGCAUCAUAUGGUAUUUUGUGACUUGUUUUUGUAAAAAGUACAUCAUAAUGAUAGAAAUAAAAAUUGAAGUCUCUACGUUCCCCAUCUGUAGGAGCAGUGUUCAUUCCCAGGGAGCAGUGCCCACUCCUUCCACCAAUGGAUAUUUACCUUUAUUGGACCUUUGUGCAUAAUAGGAAGCAAAAUGUGUUCCAGUAACUACAUAUGUUUUAAUGAUAAAUUACAGUGUUUUAACUUGAGAAAACAGCAGAUGAACCUGGAAAUGUGGUUUUUUGCCUCAAAAUAGCAAAACCCCAAAAUAAUAUAGAAAGAGUCCUCAAUUCAUUGUCACAUGUAUUUUACAUCCCAGCCUGCUCACAGUUCACCAAGUCAAAUCAAUUCAAUCAUAGUCAGUUGGAGGAUGACUGAAGUUCAUCCUGCAGUGCAUUAAGGUAAAAACUACCAAAAAAACCCCCCAAAACCCUCCUAAAUGUCAAGGAAUGGUUUUUUUGAAGCAAGAUAAAAUAUAGGGAGUACACAGCAACAUACAGCUCUCUUAAACAGUUUUUCUCAGCCCACAGUGUUUGCUGCUGCCAGGACAAGCUUUAAAGAGUGAAAUGGGAAAUUUUGAGUGUUAAUCUAAUCUGCAAAUUGACAUCCUGAGGCCAAACCACAAAGAACAACAGAGGGGUUUUAGACUUCAGCAACAAAAUGUUGCAUCAUACAUCUAAAAGGAUAAAACAUCAUUAAAAAAAAAAAAAAGGCAAGUGUUUGUUACAGGAAACAUUAAAAAACAAACAAACAAAAAACCAACAAACAAAAAUCACCUCCAGGUGGGGAGGCUGAGUUUUCUGGUAAGUUUGCAAGGUUGUGAUAGUCAGCACACUUUGACUUCUGGUUUACUUUUCCUUGUGGUAAAAAAAUCUUUGAAGGGGUAGUUUCUUUCCUGAUUGUCUGGGGAAUUUAUGAGACCUCAGUAAUCUGUCGGUAAAGAAAAGUUCCUGAUAUGACUUUACCUACUUUAGCUAGUUUUUGCUUUUUUUUUUUCCUAAAUUACAUUUAGGCUAAACACAGUUUUAUAAUAUUUAUAAUGCCUUUUAAGCAUCUAAACCUCCUCGUUAAUGUUUGCCAGAUUCUGUUUUGAUAUCACUUAAUAAUUCAAGAUUCUCUAUAAACUGUUUGGAGAGAAAAAAGAAAAGAAGUCUAUUCUCUCUGAUAAUUGCUCACAAAUAGAAAAUGUCAUUCCACCAUCCUUACUGGGCAGUUAAAGUGGAUUGUAGUUUGUAUCCAUGAUUGUUAUCUCAGGCCUGAGGAACGAAGUGUUGGUCUGUGUUUGUCUAGUAGUGGUAUUUGAAUUACACUUAUUGCUGUGUCCCUGUGUUCUCACUAUUGUGGCAGGAUUACGUGCACAUUUUCUGCAUUAUCUGGAUGCUCAGAGCACAUUUAAUUUCCUACAUACAGUACAAAUCAAUUGUCCCUGUGUCUCAACUGUUUAAUGGUCAUCUGUACGUUAUGAGAAGUCAUUUAUCACUUCCUGUUGGAUUGUUUUGUUUUGAUCAGUCUCCUCAUAAGCAUCAUCACCAUCUAGUAAUUAGCCACUGUUGUUUAUUUGGGAGAAUCAGAAGGGAAUGAGUUAAGGAAGUAUGAUCAUUGGUCUGCCUUUGGCAGCACAAGCAUGUCUGGGUGUUACUGUGGUUUGUGGCCCAGGAGGUUCCCAGUGUUGUAUCCAUAUCAUCAACUGAUACUGUACAUUUUGUGUGACCAGUAGAUACUUUUUUCCAUUUAUAUGUUUCAAACUACCUAGUUAGCCAACUCAUAUUAUGGAAACAAUAUAUUGUGCUGCUUUGUUGUGUUUGGGAUUUUUUUUACAUGGUUGACUGUCACAGCUUUAAGACAGGCUUCCUUCAUAGUCCCAGCUAAAGAGUGCAUGGUGCUUAAUAAGGUUUAAAUGAGCACAAUAAAAACAUUGUGCAGAAGGAGAGAAGUCUGCUAAAGCAAGAGUGUGGUCAUUAGAGACAUGUAAUAGAUUUGAUUCUCCACUCCCUUAAAUUAAGGGUUUUUUUACAGAUACAAAAACUGAUCUGAUCUGAGUUACAUUAGCAUAAAACCUGCAUGGAAAGAUCAAGCCCUGGUCCCCUUAUUUACUCCAUAGAUGUCUACUUAUUAACUUGUAAUUCAAAAGUGAACAUUUUGCGAAGAAAUACCUGAGCUAGUCCUCCAGCAUGUAUGAGGGUUAAAUCAGGCAUCCAGGAACAGCCAGGCACCAGGAGGCCAUACAGAGCAAUCACAUAGUAUGGCACAGAGUAGAACAUGUAUGCCAGCAUCUGCAUUGUAAACACAAAUAUUAGUUGCUUUGCAGUGUGAGGGAGAUGCAUUUAAAAAUCAGCCAGCUGCUUACUGAGAGAUUGAGACUACUCAAAACUACACUCCUGGCAGCAGUUAUUCCGAGGCCUUUUUGCAGCUCUAACUUCUUUAAGAAGGAAUUUCAUACCUGGAUACUAUUGACUGGAUCCAGCUACCCUAAGGCCUCCCCUAAUAUUGAUGGCUGUUUUCUCCUUGCCCAGGACAUGUUUCCCUACUCCUUGCCAUCUUGAGACCAUGCCAGUAAGCAUGGCUUGACCUAACUCCUUGUCCAACAUAAUGUGGGUGUCCAUUUUUCAGGCUCCAUUGCACUCUCAGGUGGGAGGUAUGAGAUACACCCACACCUCCCCUUUCCCAGACAGAACUGGUCCAGCAGUUACUUGGUUUCUGCUCAUUACCACACCCCUGCAUCCUCUCACUGCUUCAGGCCCUGUCCACAUGCAGCAGCCAGGCUUGCAGGAGAAUGGCAACCUCCAAUAUUACAAAAGUAAAGCACAACAUUCCCUCAUCUGCAAUGCUUUUUGUAUAGUGUCCUGUUUCAAAGAGUGUGUCACUGGAGACAGAAGUGAAUGUCAGCUUAAAGAAUCUUAUCUACUACACCCCUUCUUACUGCAUUAUUCCAGACUGAAAGUCUGCUUUGCCCUUCUAAGGAAGGAGAAUGAACAUUUUAAAAGAAGUAUGCAGAUCUGUUUCAUGGACUGUAUUACAAGAACCUUGAGUAAUCAGGGUGUGUUACUCUAGGUAACUAAUUUGAAUCUAAGUUUAUCACAAUGAUGAGUUGAUGCCCUGUAAUGGCUAUACUAGAAAAUAGGAAAUACUGCUUAACUUGCCAUGAACUUCAUCUGUGAAACCCAUGGCUUCAUCUUUGCACCAGUUUACAAAUCACUCCUUAACACACUCUGCUCCAUGGUCAAUGCUUUACCUGAAGCUUAGGGUAGGCAGCAGGAUCUUUUAUGUAGGGCUCAUGCAGUUGAAUAUACAGCCGGCAGAGUUCAGCAGGGCAGUCCAGGGCAAUCUGAGGAGAAUUUUCAAAACUUCCUGUGAACAAUUUGUUCUAAAACCAGCCAACCUGACAUCUGUAACCAGCCCUAAAGAUGCACUAGUGGUCUGCAGCACUGCUACCCUGGAGGCUUGCAAAGGUGAUCCAUGGGAUCACCAAUUAACAGGUGAAAUGCAGCCCCCUCUUGGCUCCUGCUCAGGGGGGUUGGGAGGAAAUGCUGGCAGCCUGCUUUAAAGACUUUGACUGGAGAGAAUUUGGUCAGUUGGCUAUGCUGUAGUAAAAGUAUAAUUGCUAUUGAUUUGCUCUGAUAAACAACCUUUGAUCCCAGCAAAUGUACUUUCCAAUGGAAAAUUGCUCUAAGAGUGGAAACUUCAGGUUAGGCACCCAGUUUUAGGAUAGUAAACUACUAAUGUAGUCUAAGAAGAGCUACACUGGGGCAAGGUAGCAACAGAGAGCAAUGCAGUGAGACAGGUGUUACUUACAGUAAUAAUAGUUUUUAAGAGAGUAGCAAAGGAAAGAUUAUUGGAUUUUGCAUUCCUAUAGAAACAACUUCCAAAUAAACAUGGAGAGAUGCAGUUGCAAAAGUAGUUCCUUUUCAUAGUAGCCCUUAAAACUACUACAAAAGAUACAAAAGAUACUGUUCUGAAAUGAGUUAGCAAUCUGGAUCAGCAGCUGUCAGUGUGUGUUUAUGACAUCAUUAAUGCCUGAGCUACAGGGAUGAAGAGUAAGUUUUGCAUAACUUGAAUUCAUAUGUAUUUGUUGUGUGACUCUGAGGGGAAAGCGCAAAGAUUUGCAACCAGUGGAUGUUCCUUCCUGUUCUUUCCAACAUGGGGAUACAAGAAGCAGGUCUGAGUGGACUAUAAUGGAUUAUGUUUUAUUAGCUUUUUCACAAAAUCAUGGUUCCUGCAGCUUGCACAGAGAUGUUCAGUUGAUCUCUAUAAGUAAAACCAGUAAGCAGUUCCUGUUUGGUGAAGGAAAUCUAUAAUGAAAUGACCACACUCUCAAAAUAAAAAAAAAAACCAAAAACACUCCUCUGAGAAAUGAAAUGGGAUUGCAGAACCAAGUUAGACAAUGAGACUAAUGUUUCCAACAGUGAAAUUACAGGUAAAACUCUAUCACUGUAGCAGUGUAUCAGUGAUGCUCUGAAGUAGCAUGAUCUGUAUGAUAUAAAGCAGCCUGUGACAAAGUAGAAGGAAAAAGUGGUUUUGAGGGGCCAGUUUUCAGAGAAGCAGCAGGAGAUAGCAGAGUAAUGUGAGCAGCACAACUACAAAGGGACAAUCUGCACUAGGUAAAUAAAAUGUUGCUUGGGUAUUUAUCACCACCUCUUACUUGAACUAUUCUAGAAAGGAUAAACAUUCAAGCUUUGUUCACUGAAUGAUACACAAGUUUCAUCCUGCUUAAGACAGAAAAUGCACUAGAGCUGACAAGGGACUACACUUAUCUACUACUGGAUUUAUCUCUUGAAAGCAUUUUCAGUACUGCUUCCUCCCCUCAGAAAUUUUAAUUCAAUCAACUAUACUUAGAGAGCAAACAUUUUAAAAAAUUGUCCCUUGGUUAGUAGAAACAACAUGUGUUGUUCAGGUGCCAUGGAUAAUUUUUUUGCCUUUUAGGUGGAAAUGUUCUCUUAGACUGCAUGAGAUAGAAGUUAACUUGAUUUCCUGUAUAAUUUUAAAUAUGCAUUUCUGCUUAGAAAAACACAAAUAUAGAAUUCCUUCAGUUGUUUGUCUCCACGUUCUUGGCUGUAAAUGUAACAACAGGCCAAUGAAAACAGUUUUAGGUCGUGUUGAUUUGCACUUGGGAUGCUAUUUACUCUCAUGAUUGUGUACCUCCUUUUGAAAAACAUGCUCGCACAGCACAAAAUGGAGAAGCAAAAGCACCAAGAGUUAGCAUGAAUAAUUUGUCCUUUUAUAUCUAAGGCAUAUUUGAACCCUAAACAUUACAGGAUUUCCCUUGACCACAAUGUACAUGGUUUUUCAUACAGACUCAAAUUUAAAAGUUGAACUGAACAUUAGAGGCCAGAGUAUUAAAACAUAUUCAACUUACCAUGCCCCUAAAUAUGCAAAACCCCGUUGCUAGGAUGAGGUAUGCAGCUAACAUUAAAUCUAUUGGUCGUCUUAAGAGCCCUUUCUUCUGGACUUCCUGAACCACCUGCAACACAGAACAUGUUUAGUAAGUACAUCCCAGUUCCAUGUGGCUUGUUUAACUACAAGGAGGGUGAAGUGGUGAAACAUCAUUUCUAUCCACUGAUUUCAGAGACAGAAAUAUUUCCACGUCUAAAAAGGUGACUUCAGGCUUGAUACGAUGUAGUGAGGAAGAUUAAUCUGAAUAAACUCUAGAAAUGGAUGGAUCCAACUAAAGCCAUUUCAAUAUAGAUUAGUGCCAUUUCAAAGCAACCUGAAUCAAAUGAACACUAACUCUGCAAUCACCUAAGGCUUUACAACAGCAUAACUAACUUUUUCAAAAUUGUGUGUUUUGUUAAUUGGAAUUCAUUAAUUUUCCUGAAUGUCCCCAUGUAGAAAAGCCUUGGAAACAUAAGUUUGUCUCAAACAUCUGACGUUGAAUCUGAUAUGCUUUGUAAAAAGACUGGGUCCAUCUCAUUACUGACAGCGAAUGCUGGUUUUCAGCAGCUUGUGACACUAUUGAAAUCAAUGGAACUAUCACUGGCAUAAAAUAAAAGCUUUUCUGUGGCUGGUUGGGUCCCCUGCUGAGUUCAGUAAGCAAAUAUUAUAUAUUAAUAUGUAAUGCCUAACUAGAGAAUGAAAUGUGCUUGUGUGUAUGUGUGUGUUUGGAGUAUGUGGAUAAACCUUCCUUUCAUUCUUUCAUCACUUUGUGCUGUGGAUUCCUCUGGCAGGCACUGAAAACACUUCUUUCUGGGUCUGAUCUGUGCCUCCUUUCCUCAGCUCAGGACAAGAAUCCCCCCAGUGCUCUGCAGGGGCAGAUGUGAGGGGUUCACACCCCAUGGUAAUAAAGGCCAUAUCCAUAUCUAACAAGGUGGCUUGGAAAAACCAAAGUCAUCCCUUUGCCUACAUGGUAAAAACUACAAAACCCGUGGAAAUAAUUCGAGGUGCACUUUCUGCACUGUGUAGUCACAAAGUUGCAAGCACAUCAGUGUAUCUUUCUGUAGUUCAGAGGGAAAACUUCCCCAUGUAUAUGUGUUACUCAUUUCCUCUUCCUUUUUAUUAGCUCUGUGUUGGCAUGCAGACAGCUAAAGAAAAACCUGAUUUCCUUCCUGUUAUACACUUGUGGAAUUGUCUCCAAAGCGCAAAACAAUAAUUAGGAUGCAAGGGCACAGUUAAAAGCACUCGGGAUCAAGAUAUUCACAAUGAAGUUAUUGAAACAGGAGAAACAAUCUUGCAAGCACAAUUCCUGAGUAAAAUCUACUAGCUCUGAAUUCUUGGCUAACAAAAACAAGGCUACUGUAAACACAUAGGCCAUCAUAAUACUUUUUCUGUUUUUCUUUCAAAGGAUCUUUUUCAAGAAAAAAAAAGUGACACCUUUGUUUUCCUUUCAAACACAAAUAACAGGUUUGUUUUGGCAGUAUGGUGUCACUUCACAGUAUUCACAGUAUCAGUGUAGGAAUGCUUUUAAUAUUACUGGAAAGGAUGUCUAUAUUCUAAUAUUUAUUCCUAUGAAAGGCAAAGGUCUCCCAAGGCUGCUGAGUUACAAAUAAUUUUCAAAUGUAACUACCUAGGAUAAUAGAAAGCUGAUAUAUUUUCUUUCUACUUUUGACUAAGUAUGAGGCUUAUCUAUCUAUCUGUCUAUAUCAGUAUAGAUAGAUAUGUAUCACUCCUCCUUUCAAAAUGAAUAUUAAAUGAAUAUGCAUAUUUAAUUAAAAAGCUACAAUAGAACCUUGUACUUAUAGAAUUUGGAGACAAAGCCAAUAUAAGUGGAGACAACCUUUGGUGUAGUUUGAGUUUGUGAAAUUGCCAGGGUACGGAAAACUCACACCUUUUUUUCCUCUGUGCAUGUGUGCAAACAAAAUAAAAAUGCAAAGCUUAAAAAAAAAAAUAAAAGCAGAAGCAAGAAUUCGAAAGACAGAAUGCACUUUGCUGUCAGAAUUCAGCUACGAGGUAAUUUUUCCUUGCCUUUCUUUUACACAGCAAAGCCAUAUCAAUAAAUGCUAAAAUGAAUUACAUGUUAAGUACACUGGCCAAGCAAAGCAGGCUGGCCACGGGUUUCCCAUUUACGGCAAACAACAUUGAACUCUGCACAGAUCUCAUGCAGAGUUUCUUUUGUGUAACAAGGAAGUGGGCAGGCAUGCUUUGUAAUUUCUCUCACGUCCAGGAAAAAGCUAUUUUCCAUAACUUCUGAGGGGGUUCUCACAUGAUCAGUUUUAAGGCAUCAGAAUAAUUUUGUGUGCUGUCUGCAAAAGUCCCUUCAGAAUUCAUGUGCGAAUCUGAAUUUCUGUUUUAAUUGUUAGUGAAUUUUAAAUUAUAUUAAACUUUUCUGAGCUAAUAUACUUGUAGAUAAAUCUGUUGGGCUUUGUAACUACUGCAGCACAGCUUGGUUUGGUUGCAGAUGAGGACAUAACUCCGUUCUGCUCCCAUGCAUCCAUCUCUACUAGGAAACACCCAAAACUUGAUUACCUCUCCCUGUUCCCACAUUGAUUAUUUUUUUUUAACUAACUGAUUUGUAAUAAUAUUAUAGCGAUGUAUACCCUGGCCAAUAGAAUAUGCCUUGCUUCUACUGCUUUCAUGGAAGCAUUUUUCUAUAUACUAUAUCAUGUUUAAAACCAUUGCUACAUUUUCUUCCUAAAUCUUUUAAUACCAACUCUGAAUAACGAUAGCUUCAAAAAGUUUUACAGCUAAUUGUCAAUGAUCUGCUGAAAGAGAAUUAAGUAUGUUCAGGACUCACAAUUAUUAGCUCACUGAUUAAUAGCAUUAAACACAAUUAUUUCCUGGCAACAAUACUUAAUUUAGGACUGAGAGACUUCUAUGAAAAAUUCAUGAGUAGUCAUGUUAAGAUUUACAGGCAUGCUCGGAUAUGGAGCACAAGUUACCAGUGAAGAUAAAAUCCAACUUCUGAAAAACAAACAAUUUGGGAAGGGUAGGAAGUCCCAGUGACAGGAAUCAAGGCUUUUUCUAUGACCUUCUGAGCAAGGAAGUUUAUGUUUACAACAAAGGAUUCACAAAAAGCGUAAUAUUAAGUUUUCAGAUCACCAGCAUUUCAUGCACUUUUAUUUUUUUUUUUUUUAUAUAGAAUUUUAAAACUAAGUUUCUCUGCAGUAUAUACCAAAUUAAGAUAUGAAACCUAGGUAAGCAGUUUAGCUCCUGAUAAGCACAGGAGACAUAGCUGUAUUUCAGCAAAUAAGCAGCAAUUCCUAUAAUGUCCAUUUCUGGGGUGUUCUUAGUACUAGCAAAACAAACUGAAACCUUUGUCCAUCCUCCGUGCAAAGGCUGUUCUCACUAAUAUAUACAGCAAAAAUUGCCAUCACUACCUUUAACUACACUUCUCUACCUUGAUGACUCUAAAGAAUGUGUUUCUGGCCAGAAUUAUUGAUUCCUUUAAAUCAAUCAGCUCAGGUUGCUUUGGGAUGGGGCAUAUGGUUUCCUAUAAGCCUGUGCAGGAGAGUGGAAGAAGUUUUGGCACCUGAAGACUCCCCUAAUUUGCCUUUCACGGGGAUUUGCCCUAAAAGUUGUGUUUCUGUAGUGGUUCUUCAAACUUCAGGAGUUAUGAAAAUCUGUCUGUGCCUGCCUUUCCUACUGAAGAAUCAUGGUUGGAUGGAUGGAUGUUAUUUUUCAUACAUCUCUGGGAAAAUCUGUCCGUGCAUCACCUGCUGUUACUCUUUGCCAUUGGCUCUGCCUGUGCACACUGACGGCCCCCUGGCUCUGGAAUGGGAACUAAUCCUUCACCUCUGUCUAUGUUUCCAGUUACAGAAUGAACCUGAUUGAGACUCAGGAGCCCUUGUGAUGCAAAAAUAUUAGUCGAUUCUGUUGCUUACAACUGAUACAGAGUGCUGUGGCAAUAAACUUGCUUAUAGCAA